This is a messenger RNA of Arachis stenosperma, 2521 nucleotides long. RefSeq lists its product as uncharacterized. Bases 376 to 2172 code for a protein of 598 amino acids. The transcript is spliced from 3 exons. The record is from RefSeq and is a predicted model, not a curated record. NCBI's taxonomy places the organism in Eukaryota, Viridiplantae, Streptophyta, Magnoliopsida, Fabales, Fabaceae.
UACUUUCGCAACCUCAACAGUCUUUCUAGGCAAAAGGCGUUCCUCAAUUUCACACUCAUUGUGUGCACAGUGCACACAAAAUCCCAUUAUUGUUCUCUUCAAUCUAUAUGGCCCUUAACCUCAAUUUCUCCGAAAGAUUCAGCCUUUCGAUUCCUCUCUGGUGCACAUCACCCCCAUGUCUUGAUUCUCACCACAACCCUUUCUUUUUUCUUUAUCUUUCAUGAUGUGAAUUUUUCUGGGACAACGAUUAUCGCAACCCAGAACAAGGUUGUCUCAAAAAUUCGUGCUUUUUAAGGUUUCCGAGGUAUCCUUUUUGUUGCUUUGCUUUUUACUUUGUUGCUAUUAAACAUAUUCCUGUUGCUGUGUGUGGAAGCCAUGCCUGAGGUGUUGGAGAUAAGCUCCGAUGAAGAACAGGGUCCCGAGAAGAGACUGAAAAGCGUGGACUAUGAUUGGAUAAGGGAGUUUCUUGGCAUGUCUGAUUCUGAUUCUGAUGAUGAUGGAAAAUCAGAUGAUUCAGAUGACGUUAUCAUCAUCCGUGAGAACAAACCUCAUCAACCCAAGUCAAAGUCUUCAACAGUGGCUGUGAAGAACUUGUUGGAUGAUGAAGAUGGUGAUUGUGUAGUUCUUGAUGGUGACCCUGAAAAUGGUGUCACUUGUUUGGAUGAUGAGCCAACUGGGUCAGAUGAGUUGCUUGUAGUUGGAGAGAAGGGUCAGGUUGCUUGUAGAGACUAUCCUCAUGCCCGGCAUGCUUGUGCUAAAUUCCCUUUUUCUUCCACACCCCAUGAAACACAUUGUGACCAGUGUCACUGUUAUGUCUGCGACUCCCUAGCACCAUGUUUAAUGUGGGGCACUGGUUUGCACAUUUUAGAUCAUUGUCAUGCAAAUGAUAAAACUGAGCUAUGGAAAAAUCAGAGGAAAAACUUCAAGCUGGGCAAUUUUUCUCCCUUACCAGCUUUGACCAAUCAUGGUACUUCAUUACGUGCGGGACAUCGGGAGUGUAAUGAAAUUCUGCCUCCUGAGGUUAUUCACUUGCCUCCAGAUUCCAUUUUACGGAAUCAAGCACGAAGGUCAACUGCAGUGCACAGUUAUUCAUUGAAUUCUGUGCCUCAGAAUAACAUUUCUCGUCCAGCAAGAUUGGUUGCUCACUCCCCUGCACUGAAUUCCAGGGUGCAGAACCAGCUCCCUAUCCCGAAUAACAUCCCUGUAUACUCGAAAGCCCCCAACAUAUCAAUCCCGAAUGGUAGGUCCUACAGAGGUGCAUUCGUUAGAAACAGACCCCAACCUCUCUUUUUUCCAAAGCAUUGUCUCGGUGUGCGUACGCAUGCCAUCCAUAGGGAGCGAGGAAGUGGUGUAAGUGGUUUAAGUCAUCAGUUCCUUCAUCCCCUUCCAGCACCGAACAGAGUAGCCACUGCUGCAAACUUCCCAACAGUGAAUCACUCUGGUCAUGUUUCGUCCAGCCUCAGCAACCAUGUUAGUUCAACGCAGCUACAAGGUGAUGAAUAUCAUACUGCUCCAGGAUUCUCUAAUCAGAGCAAUGUCAAUGACCCAAAUCGUGUUUGGCUCCCCGGAAAUUCACUGUUGUCACCAAAUUCCAGGUCUCAUCCGCAAACAUACAGCCAACCAUUCAUCCAGUCAAAUGAGGGCAACAAUUUCUAUGAACCUUACAUUCAGGAUGGUGAUUCACCUUUAAGUUAUUCGGCGCCCUCUAAUAGCAACCAGCAUCAAAAUGAGCAUCAAAUGAGAAAUCAAAAUGAAAAUGCUGUUGGGAAUAUUGUUCCAUGUGAAAUUGAAAGCCAAGAAACUUAUCAGUCAAAUCAACAAGAGGUCAACCAAAGGGAAGCUUUUGGAAAUGCGGAUAACAUUUCAGCUUUUGAAUCAAGUUGGUGCAAAAAUACUGGUCAAAGUGUUGAACCUUCAAUUGCAUGCUCUCAUCUACAAGAUUCCGGAUCCUCCAACCAAGUCCAACCACCCAACGUAAGCGAAUCCGAUACACAUGUAACCCCUACUGGAAAUGUUGAACCACCAACCGAAUGUUCCAGUUUACCUGAUUCGUUUGUUGAUAUCGAAAACUGGCUUUUCGAUAAAGACUCAGUUCCAAGGUUAAGUGACAAUGGUUCUUUGCCAUCUGAACUGAUCAAUAUUCCAUCUCCUGAAUGGUGGCGAGAGUGUUAAAAAAAUUGAAAAGUUGUGAAAAUAAUGCUAAGGAGGCUAUUGAUUUUUCUGUCAAAUGACUUGCUUAGCUAUGAGUACUAUAUAGUAUAUGUCACAUUUUGAGGCUCAUAAAAUCCUUUAAGAGAUAAUCUUGCUAGGUGUUCAACAAUCCCCAAAAUUUGAUGAUAAAUUAGAUUGUAUAGUUAGUGCAUAGCCUAUAAGCCUAAUCAAUUAGAUAUGCUUUUAUUAUGGUUGGAUGUAUUGAAGGCUCAAAGAAAGUCUGAACCUUUUGCUGCUUUUAUGAACAGUUCAAGACCUUCUAAAGUUAAUGGAUGAAGUGAACAUGAUAAAUGAGCUUUGGUUGCAUUUA